ACACCUUCAGGUCAGUUAAUUCUAUCAUUGAUUAAAGAAACGUAUCAGUCUUUGGGAAUUGAAGGAAAACUGUCUCACUUUAGUCAAAAGAAUAAAAAUCGCUACAAUAAUGCCUAGACAUCAUCAAGUAGCAUCUUUGCAAAGUUUAAGUGUGAAUGCAGUGGGAGACUUUGUUGUCUCACUUUCCUCCCAAAUUUUAAUCAACGUUAAAAAUGCUUCUGAUCCCCUAAAAUCAGCACAUGUUUUAAAAAGUUGGAUUAUUAAAUUGCAAUAUUACUUGGCUGACAGUAUUCCCUACUUCCUUUACAAUUCAGUAGCCUUCAAAGUUUUACAAUCAGUUAAAGAUCUUAUUGAAAAGACUAAAAAAACCUACGAUCAUCAUACACCAAUGUCUGUUUUUCUUAUGGAAAUGAAUGUAGUGGUGAGUUUAACAGAAACCAUUCUCACACCAAAUCUAAAAAAUAUCGAUUUCUCCGUUUGGCCGAAAAUGAUGCGAUAUGUAUUGUACAAACAUUUAGCACAGUUAACUGGUCUUGAAGUUUUAAAUUUGGGUUCCUGUACAGGUGGUUGGCGCACAGCUGAUAACGAUAGAUGUGUUAUCGAAGGAAUAACUAACAUGAAAAACCUGCGAUCGCUUUGCUUAUGUUUUGAUUGCUCAGAUACGAUUGUUCAAAAUAUUGGAGAAAACUGCCCUCAAUUACAAGUGCUCGAUAUAACAUCGUCUCGAUCAGUAACUGACCGUAGUAUAGUUUCACUACUCAAAUGUAACCAGCUACGAGAAUUGCAGUUACACAGAACUUCAGUGUCUGUUGAGGGUUACGCCCAACUUUUGACGAACCUCAAAAGAUUACAAGAUUUGGGACGUUGUGAUGAAUUUGGAGCUGUGAUAAAGUAUAUACACCAUAAUUACCAAGUUACUGGUCCAUUAGGUUUACGAAAAAUACAAACGCGGGAUUUGUCAACUGAGAAUUUACGUCUAUUAGUGGACAUGUGUCCUAAUUUAGAAUACAUAAGUCUUUUUCAUGACGAACAAACAUCCGACUUAACGAUUCUUGCGAUGCUUGAUAAUUUAAAGGAACUGAAACUUUUGUCCUGUGCUUUUUACACCGAUUUUUUAAAACAACUAUUGGAGAUUAGGGGCAUAAACCUUACAAGUUUACAUUUAGAGCACGUUGAAGAAAUAGAUUUGGAUGCGAUUGUAUCUAUUAGUCAGUACUGUCCGCUAUUAAAAAAUCUAGUCCUUUAUAAUUGUGAUUUUAUUGAUCAAAAUUCAUCAUAUGUUGAUAUGUUUAAUGUAAAGCCUUUUCGAUAUUUAGAAAGGAUUUUUUGGGUAGUAGAUUGCGCACUAACUCAUCUUGAAUUUUUACUUUUGAAUGCGUUGAAUAUUAAGUAUAUUCAUUUGGGAUCAUCUACAGGUAUCACACAUGCAUCUAUGGCAAAAAUUCUUGCCAACAAUCCGAUGAAGCGUUUGGAAGAAUUGAGAAUAUUGUACAGCAGUGAUAUGAAUAUUUGUACAGUUAAUAUGUUAUUGGAAAAUUGCACUAACUUGCGUGUUUUGUCUGAACUAGAAAGUUGGCAAGGUAUAACAAUGGAGGAAUUAAAGGAAUUUAGAACAUAUAUAAAAAUAAAUAAUUAUGACUUGGAUAUCAGUCCAACUCUCUCUUAUUAUACUUGCUACAGCCAAUGACUAAAGAUGUUAUUUUCAAUUGGUUAGUUUCGUACCGUUUAUUGUAUUCGUUUUUAAUAAAUGUUUUCCGUCUGUAUUCAUGGUGCAAUAUUUAAAAUAUGUAUGAUGUGUAAUAGUUAUAGUGGUAUCUAUUUUGAUUCUUAACGUAUGUCUUAUGUGAGCAGAAAUUUAUCACUUUAACAGGAAUAGACACUUGCAUUAAUGGGUUAACAGUAUUCAAUGUGGUUUAUUAUUACAUGGAUUAAAAAAUAAGAUCACCUAAAGGAAAAUUAUUGCAGUGCAUAAUGAAUGCAAUACGAUGAAAUGUUAAUUCAUAAAAAUGUAUUUAUGUUUUUAUAAAAUAUGUAAGAUUUGUAAUUUGUUUAUGGAAACUAAAAUCAUUAU
This is a messenger RNA of Agrilus planipennis (emerald ash borer), 2071 nucleotides long. Its product is annotated as ribonuclease P protein subunit p40-like. Gene Ontology annotation, biological process: tRNA 5'-leader removal; endonucleolytic cleavage in ITS1 to separate SSU-rRNA from 5.8S rRNA and LSU-rRNA from tricistronic rRNA transcript (SSU-rRNA, 5.8S rRNA, LSU-rRNA); tRNA 3'-end processing. Gene Ontology annotation, molecular function: ribonuclease P activity; ribonuclease MRP activity. NCBI's taxonomy places the organism in Eukaryota, Metazoa, Arthropoda, Insecta, Coleoptera, Buprestidae. Gene Ontology annotation, cellular component: SCF ubiquitin ligase complex; ribonuclease MRP complex; multimeric ribonuclease P complex. The coding region runs from base 110 to 1687 and encodes 525 amino acids. The transcript has 2 exons. The record is from RefSeq and is a predicted model, not a curated record.